Molecule: messenger RNA, 2105 nt
Organism: Ochlerotatus camptorhynchus
Lineage: Eukaryota; Metazoa; Arthropoda; Insecta; Diptera; Culicidae
Product: STAM-binding protein
Exons: 4
Coding region: 220-1431 (403 amino acids)
Biological process (GO): protein K63-linked deubiquitination
Cellular component (GO): membrane; endosome
Molecular function (GO): protein binding; metal-dependent deubiquitinase activity; K63-linked deubiquitinase activity
Source: RefSeq, a predicted model, not a curated record
CCCCCGUGUAUGAAUCACCCAAAAAAUCACCCAUCCAAAACCAUCAGAAACUGCUGUAAAGAGAGAGUGAGAUCAAAAAACAUUCGGAUCGAAUCCGAAAAACAGAAAAUCAACAGUGUUCAGGAAAAUUAAUGAAAGUUAUUUUAUGAAUAUUUAUUGUCUCAUCGGAAUUGAUUCCGGAUCAGUCGAUUGCAUUUGAAGGAUAACACUUUGGUAGUGAUGGCCCUGAGAAUGGAUCUAAUGACGGCUGAGUCCGCACAGAUGGGAACUAUAGAACCACAGGAACGAUUGAGACAGCUAGCUGCUCUCAGCAAUAGUAUCGAGGUCGAUGCUAAUAUUCCAAUAAAAAGAUACUACAGAUCCGGACUGGAAAUGGUUCGCAUGGCAAAUGUUUAUCACCAGGAGGGAAACAUUGAUUGGGCAUACAUUUUGUAUGUCAAGUUUAUGACUUUAUUUCUGGAGAAGGUUCUGAAACAUCCGGAAUAUAAAACUGUGCCUGCGGAUCUGAAGCAACAGAAUCAGAAAAAAUUGAAGGAGGUUCUUCCCAUGGCUGAAAAGUUGAAGGUGAAGCUAUUGGAAAGGUUCACUAGGGAGUAUCAACAAUUUCUGGAGGCUAAGCGUCUGGAGAAGGAACGAGAGGAAAAGCGAAUGCGAGAAGAAAAAGGAAGAGCGAAGACUAUGCCAAUUGCACCCCCUACGAAUUUGCCACAGCCUAGCGCACCUUCCUUUUCUCCGUCAAUGCUGGCCGAUUCGGAUAUGCUUGACCGUGUGCUCUAUCCAAAUGAUUUCCCUACCGAUCCUAAUCGCUUAUCCGGCACUGGCUUGUUGCUGCCAGAUACAAAGCCCAUCCCAAAGCCAGCAUUCGAUCGUAGCCUAAAACCAUCACCCACCUCGGUUCUGGCCGGCAGCCUGCGACCUGUGGUAGUUCCAACGAAUACGAUGGCCAAAUUUCUUGCUCUCGCUUCACAUAAUACGCUUAGCAAUGUGGAAACGUGUGGCAUUCUUGCUGGCCGGCUGGCUCAGAAUAAACUGUUGAUAACGCACGUGAUUGUUCCGAAGCAACGGGGAACUUCGGACAGUUGCACAACGAUGAACGAAGAGGAUAUCUUCAACUUUCAGGAUCAACACAAUCUAAUUACGCUCGGAUGGAUACACACGCAUCCUAGUCAGACAGCAUUUCUUUCUUCGGUGGAUCUACACACGCACUGUUCCUAUCAGAUGAUGCUAGAAGAGGCGAUCGCUAUCGUGUGCUCGCCAAAAUACCAGGAAACUGGGUUCUUCUGCCUGACACCCAGCUACGGGCUGGAUUACAUUUCGCAGUGUCGACAAACGGGCUUUCACCCGCAUCCAAAGGAUCCUCCCUUGUUCAUGGAAGCACUCCACAUCGUGCCAGACGACACAGCCAAAAUUGAAGUGGUUGACUUGCGAUAAUUUACCCUCGAUAGUGAAUGUUCCAAAAUAGACUUACAAGAAGCACACAAACAUUCGCACCAAUAGAUGCUAGUGCAGAUCGACGAAAGACCGCUAGAUUGUGCGUACCGGUAGAUUUAUUUUUUAGUAGUAUUUCAAAUUAGGAACACCGCAAAUUUCCUCUGCAUUGAGUUUAGAUGGUAUUAUUCUAUUUACAGAUGCCUAUAUAUUUAUUAUAGAGUCAGAACAAGGGGACCUAUUCUGCCGCUAUUCAUAUAACAGUCCCGUGUCCCAUGUACGUGGGACUGUUAUGCGAAUAGCGGUAGUAUUGUGUAGUGCAAAGUGUUUAAUAUUUCUAGCUAGGGAGAGACGUACUUUCAAACAACAAAAUAAUUAAUGUAAUCGUGUGUAGAGCGCUUUAAACGAAAUUAUAGAAAACUUAGCACGUGCAAGGUGUGAGCGCUUUACAGUGAGCGAAACGAUUUUCGACAGUGUAUGGGGUUGAUUUCUGAAUUGCUUGAUGUUUUUUUUUGUAUUGUAACUACAAGUUUAACCAAUAAUUCCAAAGAAGCGCCAAGUGGCUACCUAUUUCAAAGCUGGUAAUUUUUCCGUUUGUAGCAAUGUUCUGACGUCCCCGCGAUAGCUGUGUAGGUGCGAGAAAAUAUCACAUGCAAAUUCGAUGUUAAAUCGAGACG